Molecule: messenger RNA, 1282 nt
Organism: Diatraea saccharalis (sugarcane borer)
Lineage: Eukaryota; Metazoa; Arthropoda; Insecta; Lepidoptera; Crambidae
Source: the annotation of a GenBank genome assembly
AAUCCUAUCCUUUUUCCUACCAUCGUUUCCCUACCUUUGACACUGGCAAAUACACAAACCGUGUGACGCCAAAAGAAAAAAAAAAAAAAAAAAAAAAAAAAAAAAAAGUGACAACAUACCACAACAUACCUACCAAGUCUAUGGUCUGUGGUGACAACUCAGAAAACUCUAAGAAAAGUUUUCAAAAUGUUAAAACUGAUAAUUUUUCUAAUAACACUUUUUGUCAGUCCCUUACCUGGUGAUCCAAAUAUUCCUAUCGUGGUAACUACAUGGAAUUUUAGUAAUGCUACUGUGGGUGCUUGGGAUAUACUGAAAAACGGUGGUAGUUCUCUGGAUGCUAUCCAAAAAGGAGCAUCUAUUUGCCAAGAGCAGCAAUGUGAUGGCACUGUUGGAUAUGGAGGUAGCCCUGAUGAACAUGGUGAGACUACAUUAGAUGCGCUUUUAAUGGAUGGUAAAACUAUGAAUGUGGGGGCAGUUGGUGCUCUACGUAGGAUAAAAGAUGCAGUAUCUGUAGCUAGACAUGUUUUGGAGCAUACAAAACAUUCUCUGCUUGUUGGGGAGCUGGCAACAGAAUUUGCUGUGGAAAUGGGUUUUAAUGAAGAAAAUUUGUCUUCUCUUGAAUCAAGAGAAAUGUGGAAAACUUGGUACAAUAAGAAUAACUGUCAACCUAAUUUUUGGAUGAAUGUCAAACCAGACCCAAGUAAGUUCUGUGGUCCAUACAGAAAGCAAAAUAACUUACUGUACGGUAAACCCUACCAAGCCAUGCAAGUUGACCACCUAAAUCAUGACACUAUUGGUAUUGUAGCUAUUGAUAACUAUGCCAAUGUUGCUGCUGGCACAUCAACAAACGGAGCAAAGUUUAAGAUACCAGGACGUAUUGGUGAUUCACCUAUUCCGGGAUCAGGUGCAUAUGCAGAUAAUUCAGUUGGAGGAGCUGCAGCUACUGGUGAUGGUGAUAUAAUGCUACGUUUUUUACCAAGUUUUUUAGCGGUUGAAGAGAUGCGGCGCGGAGCAAUGCCUGAAGAAGCAGCGAGAGUUGCUGUCAAUAGAAUUGCUGAUCAUUAUCCAGACUUUAUGGGUGCUGUUAUUGCACUUACAAAAGAUGGAAAACAUGGGGCUGCUUGUCAUGGAAUACCCACAUUUCCCUAUAUAGUUCAAGAUAAUAAUAGAGAAACAUAUGAAAUUAUUACUAUCAAAUGUAAUCACUAAUACUGGGAGACAUUAGAUGUAUAAUUACCAAUUUAUGUUUUAUUACUUGCUUUCAUUUUUCCCAAAAUGUUUU